AUGGCGUUGAAGAUUUCUGUGCAGCAACUCAGCGGGGAAGUUGCAGUGAUUGAAGCAGUGCCUGCCACAACGAUCCGCGAAUUCAAGAGGCAGUUGAAGGCUUUGCAGAGGGGUGUAGAUGAGCUGACUUGUAAUAUGAGCUUGGUAGAGGUGAUGGUGGAUGACCAGAGGUUGACGGAUAAUGAUGAGACCUUAGCGGAAGCAGGAAUAUCUGAAGACAAAGCAGUGACAGUGGCAUUCAUCAUCAAGCCAGUUGAGUGCCUGUGCAAAGAAGCAGCGGGCUGUGAUGAAGAAUCCCUACUGGUUGUGACCAUUCCCGGUGUGGCGGUGAUUCCUCUGGAGGCUUUCAUUGAUGCGAGGCACUUGGUGCGGGUUACCAUCCCCGACACGGUGGCUGCGAUUGGUGAGGGGGCCUUUGCGGGCUGCAUCUCCUUGCAACAGGUUGACCUUCCCAGCUCGUUGACUUCCAUCGAAGCCCGAGCCUUUCAGAGCUGCAGCUCACUGCAGCUGCAGAUUCCCUCAGUGACCCACCUGGGCGCCAGGGCCUUCGCAGACUGCAGCGGGUUGGAAACUUUUCAGGUGCCGAGCUCCCUGCGCUGCGUGGCCAGUGGCUGUUUUCGAUCCUGCAGCUCUCUGAAGUCGGUGGUUUUGGGGGAUGAGAUGACUGAAAUUGGAGCAGAAGCCUUCAAAGGAUGCUCUUCCUUAACUGCGGUGGAGGUCCCUGAGUCUGUGAGAAUCAUUGGAAGAGAUGCCUUUGCUGGUUGUAGCUCUUUAGUAAGUGCUGCUGUGCCCAAAUCGGCUCAACUUCGCCCUGGGGCUUUUGAUAGCCACGUAACGCUGGUCUGUGAUCCUGGAUGA
Messenger RNA from Cladocopium goreaui, 858 nucleotides. The record is from the annotation of a GenBank genome assembly. NCBI's taxonomy places the organism in Eukaryota, Dinophyceae, Suessiales, Symbiodiniaceae.